Soboliphyme baturini is the source of this 960-nucleotide messenger RNA. The record is from the annotation of a GenBank genome assembly. Lineage: Eukaryota; Metazoa; Nematoda; Enoplea; Dioctophymatida; Soboliphymatidae.
AUGAUGGUAAUGACGUUUCGACUGGUGUUCAUACUCAUAUUGCUUGUCGCUGUUUGCCACUGCCGAUCCGAACCGUCCGUUGCCAGCAACAAAACGUCCAGUGGAGAAAAGUCGUUCCUCUCCCAAGUUGCCGGAGCACUGAUCGACACAUUCUUUCCAAAGAUGAAAAUGAAGUCAACAAGAUCCACGCAGUUCAACCCGCGGAAUUUGAAUAUGCAGUACGAGGUUGCGGACCCGCAAGGCGGGAAGUUGUCGAUGGCCACGCAAGGACAGUGGCCUUACGCCAACAGCUUCUCCGCGGUCAACGAUCCGAACGGUUUUUUUCCGGUGCACCCGGUGCACGGUGCUCAGCCGAACUGGGCUCCUCAGGGUCAUCAGCCGACGGUCAACGCAGGAGGUUGGUUCGUUUUUGGAGGCACGGCGUGGUUUCUACACCGGUUUUUAGGUUUACAACUCGGCCUUCAGCAAUCGCAACAACCGGCGUUUCGUGACAUGUCAUCGUUAUAUCAUAUACCAAGAAUGCCCAGCCAAGGUUUUCAGGCAAAUAAAGCUGAUCAACGAGCCAUGUCCCCCGAGGGACAAUAUCGGACAGUGGAAAACUUUCAGCAGCAGAGAAAUGACAACCGUAGCAAAAUUCCAAGAACUUUCACGCCUUACAUCUCCAUUUCAGGUAGAUCAAAAGAGACGGAAGAACCGGUAAUGGACCAGUUCAGAACCAUGGAUUUGAGCUUAAAAAAUCGGACACUACAAGAUAGUAUUUUGCAGUCGCCACAAGCCGCUGAGGAGUUUAUGAAGCAACUGCUGAAGCAGCAAGAAAACAACGUCCUUCCGCUGGCUCAUAAAAGCAUCCCGCUUAAAACACUUGCUUACGAGGCAUCUUACAACUGCCCACAGUGCAUUAUUCAUGCGCCAAGAAAGUUGAUAGGACCUUGGACUCAGGUGAAGAGUUUACUAGAAUAA